Molecule: messenger RNA, 2995 nt
Organism: Cuscuta campestris
Lineage: Eukaryota; Viridiplantae; Streptophyta; Magnoliopsida; Solanales; Convolvulaceae
Source: the annotation of a GenBank genome assembly
CGAAGAGAGCGUGUAGAGAAUUCCGCCGGAUCAGCAGAGAUUGACCUUCUUCGGGAAGCAGCUUGGAGACAGCCGGACCCUUGCCGAAUACAACAUCUAAAAAGGCUGUUUAGAUCCAGAAUGUUUGAUCAAGGGAAGGAGAUAUUGAGUUCGGUUGCCGUUGAUGAUAGUCUUAGUAAACACCCAGUGUCGGAGAUAGCAGAUUUAGCGAGGGAGAACAACAGGGAGAAUCCCGAGAUGGUUGUAAAGCUGCUGGAUGCAUUAUUUAGGGUUUAUGUCUAUCACAUGAAGCUCAAGGAAGCCAUUGAGGUUUUUGACUACAUGAAGAACAACGAGUAUGAGAUUCAUGACAAAUCUUGCAGCCAAAAGGUCUAAUCAAUUCUAGUUGUUGUUUGCGUUUUUCCAGAAGAUGGUGGAUGCAAAUUUGAAGAUCACGGUUUAUUCAACGACUAUGGUAAUUGAUGGAUUGUGUAAAAUGGGAAGAGUAGAUGAAGCAAGAAGAUUGUUGCAGGAUAUGAUGAUUCGUAGAGGCGUGAAACCUAACGAACAUACUUAUAACACGUUAUUGAAUGGAUAUGUGAAGCACUCGGAUCUUGGCGCCGUGAAUGAUAUCUUAAAUGAGAUGAAGAAGGAAGGAAUCCAGAUGAAUACCACAAGCUACACAGUUCUAAUAGAAGGUUAUUCAAAGUUGAGAAGAUUUGAAGAAGCAGGGGAACUUUUUGGAGAUAUGGAAAAGAGAAACAUAGAAGCAGAUGCUCAUGUCUACACUGCUGGAAUGGCAAUUGGCAUCGUUGGUGACGCCGGUGUUAGAGCUAACUCACAACAGUCAAAGCUCUUUGUUGGGAGUUAAAGCUGUAAUCACUAAGAGCUUUGAGAGGAUACACCGAAGUAACUUGGUGGGGAUGGGCAUUAUUCCUUUAUGUUUCAAGGCUGUAGAGGAUGCAGAGACACUGGGAUUGACAGGUAAGGAGCGCUACUCCCUGAGAGUGAAAGUACAGAAGCUUUGCCGGCCAGUCUAGAGCAGACUAGAGGAAGGAAGAACAUGCCCAAAUGCUUCGGUAACUUUUGUUGUGGUCAAGGCUUUUGCUGUUACGAUAAAGCAUCUGGUGGUUUUCAAAAAAAGGGGCUGUUUUAGGAUGCAGUGAUGAACAAAGAAAACAAUUGUAGACGGUCAUGCAGGGACAUAUAAAACAUAAAGACGGUUGGCCUACAGCUGCAGGUUUUUACCGAUCCCUCUUUUCAUCCUUAGAGAUGUCCUCUACGUCAACAGAGACCUGGCCGCUGCUCUCAUCUUUGACCGGAGUCCGGGGUAAGGUUCUUAUGGAUUUAGGGUUUCGUUCGUUCGGUUUUUUUUCUUUGACUUUAGCGGCCGGUCAUUCCAUCCGUAAGAAGAAUUAGGCUCAUAGAAUCAAUCGUCUCUGACUUUCUUCCUCCAUGUCCAAUUCAUUACUUAUCUAUCUAUCUAUCAAUCAGGUAUUUCAUUUUCUACCCUCAUUUUCUUCUUUGAGUUUUUGUCUUCUAUUAGGUAUAUGGUCAGAUUUUAGAAAAUGAUACAUUACUCAACAAAUCAUCUAUUAGGUCUAUAUUAGUCUGUGAUUUUUCUCAAUUUUUUCCUACAGCCUUUGUCAUUUUGUGAGUUUUUGUUUCAAAAAAUUAUAAUUGGAAAUUUUUUGUUCUCAUAUUAAAGUGGUCUUUUAGAUUUUUGAUACUACUGACUAAAUUUGAUUUAAAUAUUAUUGACUAAAUGUAGAAUUUCAUUUUUGAAUUUCUUAAAAAACCUAAAUGUUUAGGUGAAAUGAACUUUUAUUCAAUAAAAUGUGAGAAAGUGCACAUUUUUUGGGGUUUAGUUUAUAUGGUGAUUCACAAGAUGUCUUCUCCCUUAUAUUCUUUGGGUGGAAACAUUUCAAAAAAGGCGUGAAGGUGUGUAAUUUCAUUGACAACUUAUUUAUUCUGAUAAGUGAUUUAAAUUCAUCAUUAGGAAAAUGUUUGUGUUUCUUUAUAGUUCAAUUUUGCAUAUUGAUUACAAAAGUUUUGUAGUUUGCAUAAGGAAUUCAUUUGACUAUUGAAGAGACACAAUUACAACCUGGAUUUUUUUAAAUUUUUGAUUGUCUUUUAGAUUUUUAUUACUACAUUUGUCUCUUCUAUGACUUGGAGUGGCUAAUUCAUUCAUUAAAUGUUCAGAUUUUUAUUACUACAUGUGUCUUUUAGAUUUUUAUUACAACGACAUAGAAGGUAUGUUUGUGGGUGUGUUCAGUUUUCUUAAAAAAGUUGUUUACCUGUGAGUAACAUUUUGACUUUAUAAUGUUAUUCAUAUUCUAACUCUUUGCAUUGAUAAAUGAAGUUUAUUUAAGUGUAGCUAACAGUUGCAAGACGACUAUGGUCUUCAUGUGAUGGGCUGAUGGCUAUCCACUGGUCUGAACAAUAGACUCCUCAAGGGUAGUAUUUACCCUCUCUUUGUUUUUGUUUCUUUUGAUUUAUAAAUUUCAAAUUUAUUACUUUCCAAAUUCAUAAAUGGAUUAAGCAAUGAUAAAUAUGUUUGUUUAAAAUAGGCAACAUUUAAGUUUUCAUCAUCUUCACCUUCAUUGUUGCUCAAGUUUCAGUGAGUAUUCCAUGAACAUUGGCUUCUUUUAAGUUUCUAAUUUUGAUAGUUUUUCUUUAAGUAAUGCAAUGCAUUUCUGUUCCAGAUUAGAAUUAAAGAUUUGCGAGUGGAGGAGGUUAGGGUUUAGGGUUUUGAGGCUCCGAUACCAUGUAAAAUAAUAAAGAAUGCUUUAUUGAUUGAAUAAUAGAAGAGGAAUACCAAAAUAUGUAUUUAUAGGUGGAGGAAUAUAUUCUAGAAUCCUCCACAUUAAUGGCUAAUUAUAUAAGGUAACAUUAUAUAAUAAUAACUCUAACUAUAAUAGGUAACAACCAUAAUUAUAAUAUAUAAUAUUAAAUAUAUUAAAUAAUUGAUAUAUUUAACAUUUUUCUUUAAUGAUGAUCAUUUUAAUGGGAUAAU